Molecule: messenger RNA, 1251 nt
Organism: Colletotrichum navitas
Lineage: Eukaryota; Fungi; Ascomycota; Sordariomycetes; Glomerellales; Glomerellaceae
Product: FMN-dependent dehydrogenase
Exons: 7
Coding region: 1-1251 (416 amino acids)
Molecular function (GO): oxidoreductase activity
Source: RefSeq, a predicted model, not a curated record
AUGGACGUGGUCAAAGUAGAACUCGAUGCAGCGCAGCUCGCGCAGAGGGUUCUGUCCGGCCCCGGCCCCGGCCCCGGCCCCGGCUCCGGCGAGGGACAGCAACGGCGGCAGCUAGGAUUGAUUCUGGGCGUCAUUCCACGUCUUGACGCGCUGGGCCGUGUGCUCUUUCGCGGCAGGGCAGAGGCGGAAGAUGGCUCUCAGGACGGCGCUGACAGAGGUGACGCCAAGGUAGUCGCUGACACGGACGGUGGGUUGAGGAAGUUGAGCCAGAAGGCCAUUUCAUACUACGCUUCAGGGAGCGACGACGAAAGCACCAAGGUCGGAAAUGGCGCAGUCUUCCGCUCUAUCCUCUUGACACCACGAGUCUUCGCAGAUUGUAGCCGAUGCUCUCUUUCAACCAACAUCCUCGGAAUCCCUGUUGGAAUGCCCGUCUAUGUCUCGCCUGCGGCCAUGGCCAAGCUGGCCCAUGCUAGCGGCGAAGUGGGUAUCGCUGCAGCAUGCUCAAGAUUCCGGGGGCUACAGAUCAUCAGCAAAAACGCAUCCAUGUCUCCUUCCGCGAUUGUCCAAGCUAGACCACACGCGCAAUUAUACGUCCUGAAGGGCAUCGAGGCAACCGAACGAACUCUGGCGCAGAUCCGGGCCAUUCCUCAAAUCAAGUUCAUCGUCCUCACACUCGACGCGCCCUUCCCCGGCAAGAGAGAGGCAGACGAGCGGUUCAAGAUGGCCGAGGUCGCGGGGGGAGCGGCGUCUCAAUCGGGUCUGACAUGGCAAAAGGCGCUGGAGUGGCUCAUCAAGCAGACCUCGCUUCCGAUCGUUCUGAAGGGCAUCCAAACACACGAGGGCGCAUAUGCCGCGACCAUUUUCCCGAGCAUGAAGGGCAUCGUCAUUUCGAACCACGGCGGACGUGCGUUGGACACGACGAUGACGCCAGUUCAGGUGCUGAUUGAUAUCUUGAUCGACGGCGGCGUCAGGCGAGGGACGGAUGUCGUCAAAGCGUUGGCUUUGGGGGCCAAGGGCGUUGGCAUCGGCAGAGCGGCGCUGUACGGUCUUGCGGUUGGCGGACAGGCAGGGGUCGAGAGAGCGUUGCAGAUUCUCGGCGAUGAGAUAGUUACCUCGAUGAGGCUACUUGGAGUUGAGAGAGUUGACCAACUUGGGCCGAGACACAUGAACAUGGUUGGGCUGCAUUCGCGGCUCUAUGGCGGUCCACCAGGUCUUGAGGAGACAGAUGCAGAAUUGAGGUACAAAUUGUGA